Molecule: messenger RNA, 1692 nt
Organism: Acanthosepion pharaonis
Lineage: Eukaryota; Metazoa; Mollusca; Cephalopoda; Sepiida; Sepiidae
Source: the annotation of a GenBank genome assembly
AUGCAAAUUUCUUUACACUCCCUGCCAUGCAAUCCUCUCUUCCUUCACUCCCACCCAUCCAUGCCAUCUUUCUCUUUUUCUUCAUCUCCACUCCUUACCAUGUCAUCCUACUCUCUCUCACCCCACACCUUACUGUGUCAUCCUACUCUACCCACAUCUGUGUCAUCUUACUCUCUCUAUCUCUCUCUCCACUCCAUACCAUAUCAUCCUACUCUCUCUUUCCUCCACCAACCAUAUCAUACUUGUAUGACUCUCUCUUCUUCCCUCAGCCAUGUCAUACUUAUAUCACUCUGUCUCUCACUUUCCCGCAAUUCUCAUCAUUUUUUUCUCUCUCUCUCUCUCUCUCUCUCUCUCUGCACCACAUCCUCUUUGCUGCCAUUUAAUUCUAUUUCUUUCUCAUUUGCGAGGAAUUUUUUUUUUUUUCCCCACUUUCUUUUCGGAUUUGUUUAUUUUCAUGAACUUCAAACAUCAGUCAAAGUUUUCUGUCUUCAAAUAAACAGAAUUCAUUCUUUCAAUGUCUUUUAUCUCUCUCUGCAUGAUCAUUUCAUUCAAUAUUUAAUUCUGGUUUGUUUCUUAUAUCAGUACACUUUCCUUCUCCCUCUAAUUCCACUCACCUCUCUUAUGUCUUCUAUCACCCUCUACCAAUUGCCUUUUCUCUCUCACGUCCUCUUUUCAAUCGCCUUUUCUCUCUCUUUCGCCCUCUUUUCAAUCGCCUUUUCUCUCUCUUUCGCCCUCUUUUCAAUCGCCUUUUCUCUCUCUUUCGCCCCUCUUUUCAAUCGCCUUUUCUCUCUUUUCGCCCUCUUUUCAAUCGCCUUUUCUCUCUCUUUCGCCCUCUUUUCAAUCGCCUUUUCUCUCUCUUUCGCCCUCUUUUCAAUCGCCUUUUCUCUCUCUUUCGCCCUCUUUUCAAUCGCCUUUUCUCUCUCUUUCGCCCUCUUUUCAAUCGCCUUUUCUCUCUCUUUCGCCCUCUUUUCAAUCGCCUUUUCUCUCUCUUUCGCCCUCUUUUCAAUCGCCUUUUCUCUCUCUUUCGCCCUCUUUUCAAUCGCCGUCUCUCUUCUAAAUCGCCCUCUCUCUUCUCAGUCGCCCUCUCUCUUCUCAGUCGCCCUCUUCUCAGUCGCCCUCUCUCUCUCUCUCUCUCUAUCGCCCUAUCUCUCUCCGCCCCUCUCUCUCUCCCCCUUAAUCGCCCUCUUCCCCCUUCUCUCUCCCCUCUUCUCAUUUCUCUCCCCCCCCUUCUCAUUUCUCUCUCUUCUUUUACUUUCUCUUUCCUUCAUAUGUUCAACAGUUUUUCAUGGUCUAUCCUCUCUCUCUAGUCCCCUUUCUCUCUCUCUCUCUAGUCCCCUUUCUCUCUCUCUCUCUAGUCCCCUUUCUAUCUCUCUCUCUAGUCCCCUUUCUCUCUCUCUCUCUAGUCCCCUUUCUCUCUCUCUCUCUCUAGUCCCCUCUCUCUCUCUCUUGUCCCCUUUCUCUCUCGCCCCUUUCUCCCUCUCUCGCCCCUCUCACCUCCCCCUUCUCUCUCUCUCGUCCCCGCUCUCACUCUCUCUCUUCUCUUCCCCUUCUCGUCCACCACUAUAUAUCUCUCUCUUUCCCAUCCACGACUUUCUCUCUCUCUCUCUCCUCUACUCUCACUCUCUCCCAACUUCCCAUUAUCUUCAGGAUAAAUUCUCUCUCCUAUUCCGCUCCCUCUCUUUCAAAACAUGA